Lytechinus variegatus (green sea urchin) is the source of this 3440-nucleotide messenger RNA. RefSeq lists its product as uncharacterized. The transcript is spliced from 14 exons. The coding region runs from base 225 to 2807 and encodes 860 amino acids. Gene Ontology annotation, biological process: netrin-activated signaling pathway. The record is from RefSeq and is a predicted model, not a curated record. NCBI's taxonomy places the organism in Eukaryota, Metazoa, Echinodermata, Echinoidea, Temnopleuroida, Toxopneustidae. Gene Ontology annotation, molecular function: netrin receptor activity; protein binding. Gene Ontology annotation, cellular component: membrane.
AAAAGACAUUUAGUCAUCGUCUAAAAGGGGGCAAUAUUGCAACAUGUUCUUCUCCCUGUUGGUGUGUUAUGACUGAUUUGUUAUUGCGACACGUUACAGGAAGGGUAAACGCCAUGAAGACAUGAAUGCAAUGGAGAAACCCAAUCUGACUUUUUAGCUCUGCGCAUUAACGAGGUGUAGCCUGAACGAGUGCUCUUGAGGACCACGGGCAACACGAUUCCGAGAUGGCCAAGGCAGUCGAACACGGGUUGAAGAAGGUCAACGAGAUCUAUGACCAGGGCGAUCUCAUGUGCGAGCUCAACAGAACGACCAUCUUGACCCGACAGACCAACGAUGACGGCAGCCAAGCCUACGGCAAGAUCAACGUCGUCAAAGGCAUGCAGUGGAACCCCAUCAAGAUACCUUCGGAUGUUCUUCUGGAGAAGUGCAAGCUCCUUGGGUCGGAUCAAAUCGUUGGUGUCGUCUCAGGGAAGAAACUGAGCGUUUACGACACACGUGGGCAUCAUAUUCGACUGAUAGACGUCCAAAAGAAGGGUCGGGUCAAGACCGUGGAGAACAUCAACGCCAUUGCGGUUAUAACGGACAAGAUCCUUGUUGCGGAAUCGCAGCGUUACAAUAACCUGAUACAUGUUGUGGAUUACAAUUCUGGAGAUGCCGUCAUGUCGCUGACCAUUGACCAGAAGAUUACCGGAAUUAUUCCCAUUCGGACCGGGCUAGUUCUUGUGAGGUUAAAGGAGAAGAUCCAGGCCGUCGACUACGCGCACUAUCCCCGAGUGGACAUCACCGAGGUCAUCGCCUACGGUCGGACCCUUGUCAACAUGUGUGUGAAAGGCGGCAACGACGAGCUCUACGUCAUGUUCGUCAAGGGAGUUACAUCCAAGGUUCUUGAAAUCCACGUCCUGGAUGACAAAUACCAAGAACUUCACAGAACAAAGAUCACCCACUCCACAUCCAUCUUGAGUUUAAGGGCGGUGUAUACAUCACAAGGACCGGGUUAUCUGGUCAUUCAAAUGGGAUCCACCAUCUUCACUUUCAAAUGCUCGUUUGGUCAUCGGAAAGGACCAGCUAAAGAAAGCGAACUUAAGAGCCCGACAAAAAAGAAAUUCUACGCAGAGAGGCAGCUGCCGCCUCCUUCAGUCCCGAAGCCCAGUACCGAGAAGGAAAAAUCAGAAGACGCCCAGACUGAAAAGGACAAAGAUGAUGACGAGUCUGCCGAAUCCGCCCCAAAUACUCCGACUGUAAAACAGAAGACGUUGGACUUUGGACCGGUACUCCUCGAUUCAAACGACCCGAAGUCAGCUGAAAAAGAAAAGAGCAAGUUAGCGGGAGAAACUACCAUUGCGUCUGAGAAGACCGAAUCGAGAAGGGACAAACCAAAUACAGCAGAGAACCGAAAACCGAACCCUUCGUCACCCAAACCGGUCCGGCAGAACAUACAGAAUGUAACAACGUCACAGGAUAAACCCGAAAUGCCAUCUAUAUUGCUUACAGGGAGGGAUUCCUUAAAAGGAAAAAUGCGAAAUGCCGCUGAGGGAGGGAACAAACCAGAUAAUGUUCAGCGUGAUUCGAACCAGACCUCAAGGCUACCAGAUGAGGCACAAAAUACACCAGCCUUUGAGUCCAGCUACAUCGGUGAAGAGGGCGGUGUGAUACAAAGCAACAAAUACGGAUUCUCUCUCAGCAUCCCUCCUGGCGCCAUCGCAAAGGGCCAACGCAAAUGGAUAGGCGUGGGACUAUCACGCGAAUCUCCCACCAGUGGAACAUCAGCGGGAGGAGUCAGCAUCUCGCCCAUGAUCUGCUCCGAGCCGUCGGGGCUAGAACUGGAAAAGCCUGCGCGGAUCAAUCUACAGCAUUGUCUGAGCUCGUGGUCGAAUGAUACUCACGUCCGCGUCCACGAACUUGCGGGUGACAGCGAUAGACAAGGUGGACCCGGUGGUAGAGGAAACGAGAAAGAAGCAAAAUGCUUGAUCGGAAAGAAUGGUGAGCUAACCCUCGAUGUGACGCGACUUGGACGGUACUCGUUGACAGUGAUGGGCAGUGAGGUUUACAAGAAGCUCGUCUGUCGUCCCUUCAUUCCCAAGAGGAUGCCGACCACGAAGAAACCCAUCAUCAACGUCCUGAUCUAUGACCUCACAGACGGAAUGAAGAAGAUGAUGAUGGAGGAGAUAGAGAAUGAGUCUCCCUAUCCAGUCAUCCCAGCCCACAUAGGAAAGAACUUCAUAUUCAAUCUCAAUGGACAAGACGCACAAGAGAUUCAACUCACCUGCCACGCAGUUGGGUACAUGGAGGUGAAAUCGCUGUCGGCAAGUGAGCUGAUUGAGUUUAAGUCCAAUUCAGUGGACUUUCAGGUCGACUGCAGCAAUGGACGAGCACAAGACAUCACUAUAGAGCUUUGUUUUGGCAACAAGAAAAUUGACAUGAUAUGUCAUGUAGAUAUUCCCUCCGGCGCUCAAGAUCAGCAUAGCGCACUACCGCGAUAUCAGUCCACAGAGAAUGUGUAUUCUAGCCAAAGCAAACCUUUGCCACCAGCGGACGUCGGCCACCAAACUGAUGUCCCAUCCCAGGUCAUUCACGAGAUCGCUAGCGAGGUACCGCAUAACUACUACAUUCCUUUAGGCCUCAAGCUCGGUCUGGAGAAGGCCAAACUGGACUCCAUAUUGGUGAGCUGUGCCAGCGAUUCCGAGGAAGCCACCUACAGGGCUCUGGAGGCUUGGAAGAACAGGAUCGGGGUGGACAAUCGAGAGAGGUUGAGGGAUAUUCUGGUGGCGUCGGAUUUGAGGAGGAUCGCGGAGAAGUUCUUGAAUUGAGCAAGCGUAGUCGUUCAAGAUAAGUCGAAAAACAUUCUAGUUCUGAGUAUUUGAAGGGGGUCGUAGAAAAUCUUAAAAUGGACAUAGUAAGUCUUUCAAGAAAAGUCUAAGCCACCUACCGGGCACUGGAAGCUUGGAAGAAUAGGAUCGGGGUGGACAAUCGAGAGAGGUUGAGAGUUAUUCUGGUGGCGUCGGAUUUGAAGUUCCUAAAUUGAACAGACCAAGUAGUUAAAGAUGGGUAGACAGACAUUCUAGUUCUGAGUUUUUAAAAGGGCUCUUAGAAAAUCCUUAAAUGAAAUACAAACUCAUUCAAGAAAAGUCGAAGCUACCUACAGAUCUCUGGAAGCUUGGAAGAACAGAAUCGGGCUUGACAAUGAGCGGCAUUCUGGUGCUGCGGAUUUGAACAAGUCAUCAAAGAGACGUUCAAAGACAUUCUUGCGUCUGUGGAUUUAAAGAGGAUCGUAUGUGAGUUUUCUGAAUAGAACCACUUAAAUCAUUGAAGAUUAAUUGAAAGACAUUCUGGUGAAAGUGGAAUGGACAAGGAUCGCGGUGAAUAUCAAAUGGUGCCGUGGCCGAGUGGUCUAAGGCGCCUGGCUAUACAUGGAACGUCCGGAGUUCGAUCCCCAGCCGCGG